Molecule: messenger RNA, 1600 nt
Organism: Cokeromyces recurvatus
Lineage: Eukaryota; Fungi; Mucoromycota; Mucoromycetes; Mucorales; Mucoraceae
Exons: 8
Coding region: 34-1560 (508 amino acids)
Source: RefSeq, a predicted model, not a curated record
UUUUUUUUAAAAAAAAAGAAACCAAUUAUUAACAUGUUGGAAAUUUCAAGAAACGAAUAUCAAAAUAAUUUGUCAAAUGUUCAUUCUUAUAUGAUCCAUGAAAAGAUGCAAUUACCUAUCCAUGAUUUUGAAACCUAUUUAUUUCAAUGUACUGAUAGUUUAAACUUGUCACGCAAAAAAAUGAUCAAUCUGAAGGAAUGGCUAGACUUUAUAGAUCAAUAUAAUGAAAAUAACGAAGAAUAUAUUUUAAGUGAUAAACAGAUAUUAUUCUUGCAAGCUUACUAUGAAGAAAAUGAGGAUUUAUGGUUAACUCCUGAAGAGUUUUCUCAAUUAUUGUAUAUGAUUCGUUUGAAAGAUGAAAAGACAUCUAGAUCAAGAUCUACAAUUAAAGCAAAUAUUCGCCCAAAGAAUAAUAAGUCAGAUCCUUAUUUUGUAGACGAUAUAGCAAGUACUAAUCAUCCAGAUUCAAAUCAAACUUUAAAUAGUUGCGUUACUAGAAAAUUAGAAACUUAUAAUGAAUUGGAAAUUAACAAAAAAAAAGAGAAAAGUGGAGAAGCAGCAUUUGAUUUAUCAGAAGAAUAUAAACAGUAUAUUUUGGAAUUAGAAAACAAGUUACAAGAGAUGCAAUUUAAAAUUGAACAACAAGAUACUAUUAUCUUGGAAAACAAGAAAAAGGACAAAGAGAAAUCAGACACGAUAAAUGAUCUUGAAUUAGCUAAUGAUCUUACAGAUAUAAGAAAUGAAAAACUUAAAAUGGAACUAGAGAAUAAAAAACUAGAGAUAGACAAGUUAAAAAAGCAUUUAACAGUUUCAGAAGAGGUACAAAAUAGCACAACUCUGACUGAGCUUUCACAAGCCAAAGAAACAAUCCGAGCUUAUGAAAAGAAAAUAACAAAUACUAACAUGCAACUUGAACAAGAAAGGCAAACUCUUCUAGAAACAAAGAAAGAGCUCAAGACACAGGAAACAAUAAAUGCUGAUUAUUCAGUUCUUAUAAAUAAACAAAAACUAGAGAUCGAAGAAUUGAGAAACAAUGUAAAUACACUUACACUAGAGGAAAAGAAGAAUUUAAUUCUUGACGAAACAAAUCUUGCUAGAGAACAAAUAAAGGCUGAAUAUAUGACAGAAAUAGAAUUAUUAAAACAAGAACGUGAUGAAUUGAUACAAAAGUUAAAAGAAGUGUCUAGGAAGUAUGACGAUCAAAAACAACGUGUAAUAUCCCUUUCGCAUCAAUUUGAUCAACAAAGUGAAUUAGUUUAUAUUAUUCAAACAAAUCUAACUUUAAAGCAAUGUCAGCGACAAGGAGAAGAGUCAAUACAAAACACAAGAUGGUCUGCUUUUAUCUAUUUACUCCCAUGGCUCCUUUUCUUAUUUUGUCUAUUAUUUAACGUUCUUAAAUCAUAUUCUUUGCAAAACUUUAUGGCUGGCUCCUCUUAUUACAUAUAUUAUAGUCCCUUAGAACUCUUAGAUGAAUUAUACUACUUAUAUACAGAAGUAGCGCGUUCUACUACUAAGUCACUGGUUGAUAAAAUAUUUCAUCAUCAUGAAUCUUUUCUAUAAUAAACAGUAUAUUUUCAUUAACAAUAACAUAAAUAAAAAU